AUGGACAGUCAAGGUGUCUUUACAGCAGUGUUUGUCCCUCGAAAGCGCCGGCGACAUUCGAUGGGCUCAGCACCUAUUCCCAAUAUUCAGUUGUCAAUCAAUACAGCUCGACCAACCCAUUCAACCUGUCCAGCAUGUCUUAAUCUUGACUGGAGCUCAUUCGGUAAAGAAAGAGAGUUUAAUCAUAAUCCUUACGAGCGUCAGCUCACCGUCAGCUUUUGCGAAGUGAUCUCCAGUGCGAAAUCUGGCUGCCAGACCUGUAACCUGUUGGAGGACGCGGUGAUACAAUUCAGCAAACCGCUCCUGAAAUUGGAUGUUGGUCUUUUCGAAGACCUGGUUAAUUGCGAACUUAUGGUGAAACUUCGUUAUGGAUACUCCGUAAUCGUGGAUGUUAUGGAAGAUUCCGAAACCGUGGAAGGAGAAUAUUUUUCCAUUGAGAUAUACAGAACCGAAGAUCAUGCCGAAAAUAGUCAACUGGUGGCUCCAGCAAGAGAUGUGAUUGCAGAACUAGAUAUUGACUCGGUGGUAAAGUUUAUAGAAUCCAAGAGCAGAGUGUGUGCACAGCAGCACAAGCAUUGGCAAGUAGAUGUCACACCACUGCCUACCCGAAUUCUGCACAUUAGGAAAGAAUCCGAUGAGCUCCGAAUCAAGCUCUUGGAGACUAAUGGUAUGUCCGGAAGAUAUAUGGCACUCAGUCAUUGCUGGGGUCCAGGUGGGGCCCCUCUGAAAACAACGACAAGUACAAUUCAGAGCCAUUUUGCAGGGAUCGAACUCGCAAUGCUACCGAAAACAUUUUCGGACGCCGUACGGAUCACUGAAGCAGUAGGUAUUUCCUACUUGUGGAUCGAUUCUUUAUGUAUCAUCCAGGACGAUCAACACGAUUGGGGAAUAGAAGCAGCUAAAAUGCAUGAUGUCUAUUCCCGUGCAUAUAUCACUCUCGCCGCAACAGGCUCCAGCUCAAGUCUGGGCGGCUGCUUGUUUCCCAGAAAGCAUGUAACAUACUUUGGAAAAAGUAUUAUGCAUAAGGAUUCGCGUCUGCUAAGUGCUGGGGCAGAGCUCCCGGAUGGAGUUGGUGUUAGAUACGAAACGAGGUCUCAUCAACAGAUCAUGGGAGACUCCCUCUUAACCUAUAGCGGUGGGGUUCCUCUCUUGACUCGGGCCUGGGUCUUGCAAGAACGAUUUUUUUCUCCUGUAUUCCUUCAUUUCCACGAAGAAGAACUGGUCUGGGAGUGCCACGAGGGCAUAUCUUGUGAGUGUGGGUAUUUUGAUUGGGAGAGGUUAAUCUCCGGAAACACGCGCCAGAACAAAACCCUCUCCUUGAAAGCAAAUUUUAGAAGAAUAUCACAAAGUCUCGGGAGCGUCAAGACGACUCAGGAUGCCUAUGACUUCUGGUUAGAUUUCACGAAGAGCUUCACGUGUUUAAACAUAACAGUAGCCUCAGACCAGUUACCAGCCGUCAUGGGCAUUGCUGCUCGACUUAGUAGAACUCUCCCAGGGUUCUAUCUAUUGGGAAUUUGGAGUGGUGAUCUGGCUCGCGGCCUCUUGUGGCGGAAAUUCCCCUAUCAAAAGGGCACAAGAGUUGAGGUUCCUCAAGACUGUCAUUGUCCGACUUGGACCUGGGCUUCCGUCAGCGUCAAUUCGGCAAAGAAACAUGGAUUCGGCUACCCAUGGUGGGACGCCAACCCUCCUUUUGAAGUUGAUCCUCAUUUUACUGCAAGAUGCAAUGGCCUAGAUGACGAUAUCUUGAUUUUCGGCCCGCAAUGCAAGCUGCAAAUCGGGGGAGAUUGUAUCUUCUGCACACUUGAGCAUCGGUCUCCUGCCGAUUAUAGAACAGCUUCACACAUUCUACACUUUGAAGACGAGGAGGCGUUCAUGUAUGCAGACAUCAAUUGCAAAAUUGAGAAGUACGGGCCGAUCAUGGGCAAGUGUUCCUCUAGAACUGUGUGCUGCCUUUUUGUUGGCUCAAGACUGGAGAAGGAACAGUGGGUGCUGGUUGUUGAACAAAUUUCUUCCGGAGAAUAUGAGAGAAUAGGAGUCGCUGAGGUUGAUUCAACCAAAGAUUGGUUCAGAGAUGCAGAAGUGAAGCAAAUCGUCCUGAUUUAG
This is a messenger RNA of Cadophora gregata, 2103 nucleotides long. RefSeq lists its product as uncharacterized. The transcript is spliced from 2 exons. Bases 1 to 2103 code for a protein of 700 amino acids. The record is from RefSeq and is a predicted model, not a curated record. NCBI's taxonomy places the organism in Eukaryota, Fungi, Ascomycota, Leotiomycetes, Helotiales, Ploettnerulaceae.